Messenger RNA from Mercenaria mercenaria, 1404 nucleotides. RefSeq names its product 17-beta-hydroxysteroid dehydrogenase 14-like. Lineage: Eukaryota; Metazoa; Mollusca; Bivalvia; Venerida; Veneridae. Gene Ontology annotation, molecular function: oxidoreductase activity. The transcript has 10 exons. The coding region runs from base 355 to 1146 and encodes 263 amino acids. The record is from RefSeq and is a predicted model, not a curated record.
UUAUACUGUGCUAGUUUUAACCUUUAUAUACAUGUAAAUGUAUUCAUUUCAUAUUUACGCGGAUUUUGUAAAGUGUUUAUUCAUCUUUUGAGCAAUGACAUACCUUUAAGGCUGACUGUUGAAACGCAUAUUAAAAUUAGCAAUAAUAUCAGUAUUUGACCUACAUAUAUUACAUUGAAUCCGUUGGACGGUGAUAAAAUUUGAUCAGGGCAGAUAAACAAGUCACUGUCAGUUUAGGGUCAUUAUCAUACUUUUGUUAUUAUUUGUUUAACGGAUAUUUAUACAUGUUAUAAGAUAUACACAGCAGAAAAGUGUUCCAACUGAUUGGUACAGAAUUGUGUGGCUGAAAACAGAAUGUCGAAAGCAACCAGCCUAGCAGCAUUACGUUUCAAAGACAGGGUAGCCAUAGUAACGGGUGGAGUACAAGGCAUCGGUCGAGGAUGUGUAGACGUGUUUGUUGAACAAGGAGGAAAAGUUGCUGUUUUCGACAUAAAAGAUGAUGUUGGAAAGGCGAUGCAGUCAAAUGGACCAGGGGAGAUUAUAUAUUUUCACUGUGACAUGAGAAAAGAAGAAGAGGUUAAGACCUGCAUAGAAGAAACAGUGAAAAGGCUAGGUAAAAUUGACUGCCUUGUGAACAACGUCGGCUGUUAUAAUGGACCAAAGAGUAUAGACGAAUACACUGUGCAGGACUUUCGAAACCUUUUGGAUGAUAAUCUCGUUAGUAACUUUACUGCAAGCAAGUAUGCCCUGCCACAUAUUCGGAAAACAAAAGGGAGCAUCGUAAACAUAUCCAGUAUAAGUGCUAAUGCUGCGUUCAAGAAUUCAACAAUUUACUGUGCCACAAAGGGAGGUGUCAAAUCAUUGACGAAAGCACUGGCUAUCGACGAGGCCAAGCAUGGCGUGAGGGUAAACUCCAUAGCCCCUGGAUGCAUUGAAUCCCCUCUUCUGAGACAGACAUGGUCAACAGAGAACUUAGAAACUCUUGAACGUUGUCAUACAAUUCAGAGGAUUGGUCAACCUCGAGAGAUUGGACUUGCGUGUCUGUUCUUGGCAGUUGACGCCACAUUCACCACGGGAGAGGAACUCAUGUGUACAGGAGGUUGUGAAAUAGGCUACGGCGUUAAAAAUACAGGCUUACCCUGCUGAAGAAGGUUGCUCACCUUUUCGCGUGAAUUAUUGACACAACUCUGCAGAAAGUUUCAUUGAUAUACAAAAUGUACAUCUAUGUAUGUGUAGAUGGAAACUGCAUAAUUCAUUUAUAUAUUUACAUUGUAUCAUCUGUGACAAGUACUAUUAGUUUCACUUCAUGUAGAAUAAUGGAUCAUAUUUGUGCAAGACAUGUUUACAUAUACACCAGCCUCUGUAUAAUUUAUUAUCUAUAAUAAAAUCAAAACUUUCAAAUAA